AGGUCGCAUCCGAAGCCUCGGCUCCUCCUCGUGAUGGGGAGGCUGUGGAGAUUCCUGCGGUCGUGGCGGCUGCGGUGGGGCCUGGUGCUGGUCCUCUGCGGCGUGGGCGUGCUCAACCUCCUGCGCCCCUUCGACCAGGGCUCCAGGGUGAGCACCAGGAUCCUCAUGGUGCACAGCUCGGGCGGCUCGGCGAGGGAGAGCGCCCUCCCGCGCCUGAGGACCCCGGCGGCCGAUGGCAGCACCAGGAGGAAGGUGAUCGUGCUGCCGCGGCUGCAGGGCCACGGGGAGCUGACCUCGCCGCCCGCGGUCAAUAAGGAGCUGAGCCUCGGGGUCAAGGAGGAGGAGAACUCCGCCCGGGAGGUGCUCGACGGGGAGGGGGCAGGGAGGGACGGGGCGGCGCAGGAGCCGAGGGACGAGGACGAGGCGGACAGGGGAGGGGGGGACGUGACAGCGCUGAGGGGCGGAGGACACCCCGAGGACGCCAACGCCGCCCACGAGAUCCACUCCGGCGAGCCAGAGAUCCAGCCGUCAGGGCGGAGGGCGGAGGAGGACACGAAGGACGAGGAGAAGACCCGGAAGGAGCAAGAGGACAUCGAGAUGAGCUUCCACCAGCUCCCGCCGCAGCAAGGGGAAGACGGAGCGGCGAGCUGGAGGAACCUGAGCGCCGAUGAGCUGGCCAGCCUGUCCGUGCUGGGGCGGCGGAUGUACCUGGGCGAGCGCGUCGGCACGCCCAAGGCAAGGAACUUCACCAUCCUCGUGUGGAAGACGGGGCGCAGUGUGGAGAGGCGCCUCCUCAAGCAGUACGGCAAGGACAAGAAGGACCCCUUUGCGGACUGCUCUGUCAGAAACUGCGACGUCACGUACGAGGACGCGGCCGCCAGCACCGCCGACUCGCUUCCAUCCUGGUCCACCUGCACGCAGAAGGGCCCGCAGACUUCCGACGAACCGCACCAAGGCCUCGCAGCGCUGGGGGAUCUGGAUGACCGCGACGAGAGUCCGUAUCACCACCUUCUGGUCGCCAAGGACCAAGGACCUCAGCCACUCAACGGGUACUUCAACUGGUCCAUGUCCUACAGGCAUCCAGCGACACGAUCCCGUGCCCUACGGAAGGACCAUCAGACUCGCAGAAGGCGAAGAACCAAAAGACAGCGUCGAUUAUUUCAGUACAAAAUCCAAGACCGUGGCCAUCAUGGGAUCGAACUGCGGCGAGCGCGAGAUCUGUCGAGACUCACUACGGACAUGUUUAGAUCCUUCACUGCCCUCUUUCCUCAGGUCUGGUGGAACGCCCUUGGCAAGGGAGCAGUCCCUGUGGUGAUGGGAGGCCCCGCCGAGUCCUACAGGAAGAUCCUCCCUCCGAACUCCUUCUUGCACGUCGACGACUUCGACACGCCCAAAGACCUCGCAAGACAUAUACUGGCGCUGGCCACAGAUCGCCAGGCCUACAACCGCCUACAUGCUUGGAGAUCGAAGUUCCGAGUCGCCAACGAACACGGCUACUUUGGGUCUCCGGUUUACCACUACUGCCGGGUAUGCGAGGCCCUGAAUUACAACGACCCGAAGCCAAAGGUUUAUAAUCGGAUGCAGGAAUUUUGGAACAAGCAGAAGCAGUGUUUCCCGCCGACGUGGGGCGAGCGGUUGAAAAGGACAGAGGGUUGAUUUUGUGGGUUUUUUGUCGGCUUUAUCACCCUUCCUUCUGGGAGUGUGCUUAUCGAUGUAUAUUUUCCCAUUGGCUUGUUUAUCCUCCUCUCUCAUAGUCUUCCCUUAUGAUAGUCAAAGAGUCUGUUCUCAUUGUGUGCAGUCCCCCCUCAGCUCCCAUGUCCGCCACUCCAGUUUCCACCCCCGUAUCCGAAACACACGAUCCGACUCCUAAUGGUUCGUGUUUUUUUUCGGAUACAAGAGUCGGUAUUUGUCAGCUUGCGAGUGAAGGGGCCUGCAGGAGGGUCGAGAGAGGCACGACCAAAGGCUCUUUCGUCUGUGAUUCGGAUUCCGUGUCGAGUGGCCAUAUCAUGUGAUCCUUCGGUUGUUUAGAUUUUUAGAUGUUUCGAAAGGGAUUCGACGCUCCAUUCACGACGAGACCUUGCCCGCGCGCCUGUACCUCGUUGCCCUCGUGUCCGCCACUGCCCAGCUCCCCCAAAUACGUCCACUGCAUUCAAGUACACUUCGUUGCAGUCUCCAGGUACACGACACAGAUUUA
Molecule: messenger RNA, 2194 nt
Organism: Penaeus vannamei (Pacific white shrimp)
Lineage: Eukaryota; Metazoa; Arthropoda; Malacostraca; Decapoda; Penaeidae
Source: RefSeq, a predicted model, not a curated record